AUGGUGCGCAUGAACGUUCUCGCAGAUGCUCUGAAGUGCAUCAAUAAUGCUGAAAAGCGUGGGAAACGCCAGGUCCUCAUCAGGCCCUGUUCCAAGGUCAUUGUGCGCUUCCUAACCGUCAUGAUGAAGCACGGGUACAUUGGCGAGUUUGAGAUUAUUGAUGACCAUAGAGCCGGGAAAAUCGUCGUCAAUCUCACAGGAAGGCUGAACAAGUGUGGCGUGAUCAGUCCACGUUUUGAUCUUCAGCUCAAGGAUCUGGAGAAGUGGCAGAACAACCUUCUGCCCUCAAGACAGUUUGGAUACAUUGUACUGACCACCUCAGCUGGCAUCAUGGACCAUGAAGAGGCCAGACGGAAACAUACAGGAGGCAAAAUCCUUGGAUUCUUUUUCUAA
This is a messenger RNA of Nerophis lumbriciformis (worm pipefish), 393 nucleotides long. Lineage: Eukaryota; Metazoa; Chordata; Actinopteri; Syngnathiformes; Syngnathidae. The record is from RefSeq and is a predicted model, not a curated record.